AUGCCAGUGGAAAUGAAUUUUGGUAGGGCAAUGUCUGAUCUCUAUAUGGUCAGCACAGGACAGCAACAGAACGCAAAUAUGCUAUUUCUGGAAGCAGCAGCUGCAUCUGCUGUUGGUUCAAUGAGUGGUUUACUCGGAACUGUAUCAGCUAACGGCGAAUUGGGCAGCGAAAUUCUAGAUAGUUCUAAGGCGGAACGAGGUGCGGUACCAUCAGCAUCUGUCACUGCAGAGGUUAUUGCGACCGGCUCUCCGAACAUUGUAUUCAACAAUGAGGAUGGAGUGAUCAGGAGGCAUGAUCGGCGCCUGAAAGGACGAUUUGCGGCCAACGGCAAAGCAGUAACUGUUGGCGAACACGUCGUCAAUCUUCUGAAC
This is a messenger RNA of Gongylonema pulchrum, 372 nucleotides long. The record is from the annotation of a GenBank genome assembly. NCBI's taxonomy places the organism in Eukaryota, Metazoa, Nematoda, Chromadorea, Rhabditida, Gongylonematidae.